Rangifer tarandus platyrhynchus (Svalbard reindeer) is the source of this 591-nucleotide messenger RNA. NCBI's taxonomy places the organism in Eukaryota, Metazoa, Chordata, Mammalia, Artiodactyla, Cervidae. The record is from the annotation of a GenBank genome assembly.
AUGCAGAGUGUCGCUAAAGAGCUGGUGAAGCGUCGAUCGACGGCUGUCUCCUUCCUCAUAGCGAAAGUGAUGGAGGUGGAUAUCCGCUGCCCUUUGGAGGCCGUGAAGCGCUUUGCUUCUCCUCGUCGGCAGCUGCAGUUUUACGCGGCUCGCGGAGAUGCAGAAAAGCAAGUAGUGCACCACCCGCCAGGCGACCGACUACGAAGAGAAAAAGACGUAAUCAUAUGGGAUGACAAGGGGUAUGCGAAAGUAGCACAUGUAUCAGCAGACAAGAAGACGACGAGCAUCACGCAGCUGGGCAGCUUCUGGGUGCGUCAUCAGAGCAAAGCCCAGCAGCACUCCUCUCGCCCUCUCGUCCUUCUCAGUACUCAGUUCCUGCCUGGCCAGUCUAUUACAGUGGAAGACAAAGAGCAAGAAGAAGAAGAUGAAGAUAUAGAGGAAGACGGUUGGGAGCGCGAGGGGAAAGAGGAAAGGGGCGGGGGCAGAGACAAGGCAGCAGACGUCUUUUCCGCCUCUCAGAUCUCUCUCAGAAAUACGCUCCUCAUCAUCAUCGCUGCGGUCUUCUUCUUCUUCUUUCCAAAAACGCAGUGA